Messenger RNA from Enhydra lutris kenyoni (northern sea otter), 1191 nucleotides. Its product is annotated as actin like 10. The record is from RefSeq and is a predicted model, not a curated record. Bases 1 to 1191 code for a protein of 396 amino acids. Lineage: Eukaryota; Metazoa; Chordata; Mammalia; Carnivora; Mustelidae. The transcript is spliced from 2 exons.
AUGGAUGCCUCUGAAGGGUGGGGCCGAGCCCGGAAAGCCACGGUGGCGUCGGUGGCAUCGGCGUCCGGAAGCAGGCGGGUCCGUCGGCCGCCCUCGCUGGGCCGCGUGGCGGUGGUGAUAGACCCGGGCUCGGGCUUCAUCAAGGCGGGCUUCGCGGGUGAGCACCAGCCGCGCCUGGUGCUGAAGAGCUCCAGCUGGGACCGGCCCUUGCUGCCCGCUGUGCUGGGCUGCGAGUGGAUGGGUGGUGUGACGCGGGCGCACCCCAUCAAGCACGGCUUGGUAGUGGACUGGGAGGCGCUGGAGGGGCUUUGGGAGCGCCUGCUGGUGGGUGGCCUGCGGGUGUGCCCAGAGCAGUGGCCCGUGCUAGUGAGUGAUUCGCCGUCAGCGCCGCCCGUGGGCCGCGAGAGGAUAGCCGAGCUGCUGUUCGAGGCCUUGGCAGUGCCCGCGUGCCACAUGGCCAGCACAGCAUUGCUGGCGCUCUGCUCCACCGGCGCGUUCAGCGGGCUGGCGGUGGAGGCAGGCGCGGGCGUGUGCCACGCCACACCCAUCUAUGCUGGACACUCUUGGCACGAGGCCACGUUCCGGCUGGACGUGGCAGGCAGCACCCUGUCACGCUACUUGCGGGACCUGCUGGAGGCAGCAUGCCCCCACCUACAGCUGCGGUCCCUGCCCCGAAAGGCCAUCACACAGCUCAAGAAACGCUGCUGUUAUGUGUCGCUGGACUUUGAGGGUGACCUUCGUAACCAAGACCGCCAGCAUCCGGUCAGUGUCUGCUUAGGCAACGGCUCCUGUGUCUGUCUCAGCAGCGAGCGCUUCCGCUGCCCAGAGCCCAUUUUCCAGCCAAGUCUACUAGGCCAGGCCAAGCCAGGACUGCCUGCACUGGUCUUCCGGGCGCUGCAGAAGGUUCCCAUAACACUACGGAAGCGGCUGGCUGAUACCGUGGUGCUGGCCGGUGGCUCCACACUUUUCCCUGGCUUCACUGAGCGCCUGGAAAUGGAGCUGGAGGCGCAGUGCCGGAGGCACGGCUAUGGGGCCCUGAGGCCUUGCUUGGUGGCCAAGCCUGGGCGUGGCACAGCAGUAUGGACCGGUGGCUCCAUGGUAGCCUCUUUGCACUCCUUCCAAUGUCGCUGGAUAACCCGGGCCAUGUACCAGGAGUGUGGCUCCAGGCUGGUGCACAAAGUGUUCAACUGA